Molecule: messenger RNA, 1840 nt
Organism: Podospora bellae-mahoneyi
Lineage: Eukaryota; Fungi; Ascomycota; Sordariomycetes; Sordariales; Podosporaceae
Product: histone acetyltransferase
Exons: 2
Coding region: 1-1398 (465 amino acids)
Biological process (GO): positive regulation of transcription by RNA polymerase II; chromatin remodeling
Cellular component (GO): histone acetyltransferase complex
Molecular function (GO): histone H3 acetyltransferase activity; protein binding
Source: RefSeq, a predicted model, not a curated record
AUGCAGGCAACCUACCUACCGACUCCGAGGCAUUCUUUCCCAUCUAGUGAGCAAUUUCAAAAGAAGCUGUCGGCACCGACGAUAAGUUCACUAUCGACUGGUCUCCUUACCCCAACCUCCAACACCCACGACUACAAUUUCCGCAAUUACAUGGCACCCGUUUCAAACAAGAGAACCAACAAGAUGAGCAAUGGAAAGCGCGAUGACUCCCAAGAACCGCUUGCGGCUCGGUUCGCCAAAAAAAUAAAGCUCUCACACGAUGUACCAGAGACGAGUUCUUCGGUCAAACUCCCAGCUGCCUCUUUGAGGAUUCCUUUCCCCGAAAAGCCUGCAGUUGUUGAGGAACGAAACGGUGAAAUCGAAUUCCGCGUGGUCAACAAUGACGGCAGCCGAGAGCACAUGAUCAUAUUGACAGGCCUCAAGUGCCUGUUUCAAAAGCAACUUCCAAAGAUGCCCAAGGACUACAUUGCCCGCCUCGUCUACGAUCGCGCCCAUCUGUCGCUCGCCAUCAUCAAGAGACCGUUGGAGGUCAUAGGCGGGAUAACCUUUCGAGAGUUCCGCCAGCGGGAGUUUGCCGAGAUUGUGUUUUGUGCCGUGUCGUCCGACCAACAGGUCAAAGGAUAUGGAGCCCACCUCAUGGCCCACCUCAAGGACUACGUCAAGGCAACCUCGCCAGUGAUGCAUUUUCUCACAUACGCGGAUAAUUACGCGACAGGUUACUUUCAAAAGCAGGGCUUUUCUAAGGAGAUCACCCUCGACAAGGCCAUAUGGAUGGGUUACAUCAAGGACUACGAGGGAGGGACGCUAAUGCUCUGCUCGUUGGUCCCUCGAAUUCGAUAUCUGGAGUCCGGUCGUAUGCUUCUGAAACAAAAAGAGACCGUGCAGGCCAAGAUUAGGUCUCUGAGCAAAAGCCAUGUCGUCCAUCAGCCGCCUGCUCAAUGGAUCGUUCAGAGCAACAGCGGCGCCGCUCUUACCCCCAUCGAUCCUCUCUCCAUCCCUGCCAUUCGAGCCACAGGCUGGUCCCCAGACAUGGAUGCCUUGGCCCGUCUCCCUCGUCGCGGACCUCAUUUCAAGGAGAUAAGACGCUUCCUGUACCAGAUCCAAAACCACAAGCAGGCGUGGCCUUUUCUGGCCCCCGUUAAUAGAGAUGAAGUUCCGGACUAUUAUAAGAUUAUAGCCAACCCGAUGGAUCUCUCUACGAUAGAGGAGAGACUGGAACACGAUGCAUACGCGACACCUAAGGAUUUCGUUGCGGAUAUGAAGUUGAUUUUCAGCAAUUGUCGGAAGUACAAUGAUGCCACGACGGUCUAUGCCAAGUGUGCGGCGAAGCUGGAGAAGUACAUGUGGGGUCUGGUGAAGGAGAUCCCGGAGUGGUAUGAGCUGCUUGAGGGCCAAUGAUUUCUGUGUUUGAUUUUGGGGAGAGUUGAGGCGGGUGGUUUGAAGCUGGGUCCUGAGCGGUUUCAUACAGAGUAGCGGCAUGGUUCGGGCGUUUGUCUUUCUGUUCAACAAGGCUUCAUAGGAGUCCAACUGGUCCAGCAGCUCUUAUCCAUGUUAUGGGCUUUGUACUCAUCAUUUUCUGAUGUAAUCAACUUAUGUCAUAUUUGAAUGGUAGAGCCAUACACCGGUUUGGUCUUCGUUGUUCCUGAAACCGCAUAACCCAAGUUGGGGCCCGGGAAUCUGUUGGGGAUGUUGGAUCAUUUUGAGACUAAGCUGGUGGACGAAGAGGGAGUAAACAAUCAAUAGUAUAUAAAAAUAAUUAGCAUUGUUGAGCAAGUAUAGGUAGUUACCUCUAUCAAAUGUCCGGCCUUGCAAGGAAAAAAUAUUUCAAGAUCUUCUUUAA